GCCCAUAGCACUCGUGUUGGUGUUGGACAAGCGUACAAAACUGUGCUGAAGGUGCAAUAAUUACGCUUAUAAUCGACUAAAAUACGCGAAUCUCCUAAAUAUAUCACGCACGCCUAACGUGCUCUCUUAAUUAUAUUGCAACGAUCCCUACGCGCCAAAUAUGGCGACAGCCAAGCGAUUAUUAAUAAAUGACGGCAACUGCGAGACUGGAAAUGAUGAAUCUCUGGUCGGUGCCAGUGGCAGUGAAGCCAAAAGACUUAAAUGUGAUGACAAAGAAGUUGCAGGUGACGCCGAAUCGCCUUUAUACUUCCCCAAAGAGGUUGAUGUUGGCAUUACAGAAUACGUCGGCCGCCACCAAGGAUUUUUUGGGGUUGUUAAACAAAGAUAUUCAGAUUUUGUAGUUAAUGAGGUUGACACGUCAGAGCAAGUGCUUAGACUUAAUGAUGUAUCCAAACCAGAAUGUGCCAGUACUGUGAGAAUGAAAACUAAAAGUACUGAGGGGAUCUUGUCAGAGGAGGACUUAAAGAAGCUUGAUGGGCUAGAAGCUGACGGAGUACCAGUAACAUUAAACGUGGUUGAUGCUGAAAACAAAGCCAUUAGGACGAAAGUACACAAUGUCAUAUCUCAACUCUACAUGUCAUUUGAUAGCGAAACAAUUGAGAAAGAUGGGAAAAAGGUCAUUGUUGUCAGCAAAAGUAAAGGAAAUCGGCGAUCAGCCCAUUCAGAUUGGCCGUCUACGAAGGGUCAGUACUGUCACUUUCUACUAUAUAAAGAGAACAGAGAUACAGCUGAUGCUAUCAAUACCAUUGCACGACUACUAAGGCAAAAAAAUGGAAGCUUUGCAUAUGCUGGUACAAAGGACAAGCGGGGUAAAACAACACAAGCAGUGUCUGCCUACAGAGUGAGAGCAGAGCUGUUACAUGGGCUGAACACAACACUCAAGGGCAUCACACUGGGAAACUUUCAUUACGAAGCAAAGACUCUUCGAUUGGGGCAGCUGAAGGGCAAUCAGUUCACGAUCGUGUUACGGAAUGUCACUAAUGCGAGAAAUGUGGAUGAAGCCAUGGCCAGUCUCCGUGACAACGGUUUUAUUAAUUAUUAUGGGAUGCAACGAUUUGGUACCACCACCAUUCCUACACACCACGUUGGCAGGGCACUAUUGCUGAGCAAAUGGCAGGAAGCUGUUGAGCUUAUUCUGAAGCCACGAGAAGGAGAAAAUGAUGAAAUAUCUGAGAGUCGGCGGGUGUUUUGGGAAACAAGAAAUGCCAAAGUCGCACUUGAGAAGCUGCACAAGUGGCGAUGCGUUGAGGGACAGCUGCUGCGGGGGUUGGCCGGAAGCAGGCACAAGAACGACUUCCUAGGUGCCAUCACAUCGGUACAGGCCGCGUCGGGCUGGGGACCUGAUUCUUCUGGCCGGUGCAAGGAGAAAAGUGACGGAGAUGGUGGAACUGUCGACAAUCCUCAGAGAAGCGGGGUCAGAGCACUAACAGAAGACGAAGUGCACCAGUAUGACAUCACAGACAUUGUCUUGCCGCUGCCUGGAUACGACAUCACCUAUCCUGCAAAUGAAGUUGCAGAUUGGUACAAGGAAUUGUUGGCCGUUGAUGGGUUGAGUUCUGCCGCACUCAAGCACAAAGUCAAGGAUUAUGCGCUCCCCGGUGCCUACCGAAAGAUCCUCGUGAAGCCGACGAAUCUGUCCUGGAAGCUGUAUGGUUACCAUGACAACACGCUCCCCCUCACGCUCAGUGAUCUGGACCGACUGAACAUGGUCGAUGAGCCGGAGUCCAUUGCUGAUGGCCUGUUUGAGGGCCUAAGGGUGGAGUUCUCGUUACCGUCCUCGUCAUAUGCGACGAUGGCGCUGAGAGAAGUGCUGAAGAUUGACACGUCUGCUGCGUACCAGACAACCUUAAACGAUAAAGCCACGGGGGCUGAUGGCGGAAGAAGCCAGGCCACGUUAAGCGAUGAAGGAGCCAGGGCUUCAGCAACCCACGAGAAUAGUAUCAGUGAUGAGGCAUCUAGUACUGCUACCCCCGCAGGCCAGGUUUCUGCUAGUGAUUCGGCGUCGCACGACGAGAAUAGCGGGCAGGAUAACUGACAGCAGACACACAGGUGGUGACUUUAUUAGGGACGUAAUUGCCAAUGACGACAGUAGACUGCUUUUAGUUGUGGCAACUGCCGCCGGGGAAUGCCUGAAGGAUGCUAUCUAAACCCUUUUAGUGCUGGGGUGUUCUAGCCCGCAGUGCAGGUCCCACGCAAUACAAUAAUAAAAAUUAUGACCCGCGGUGCAGGUCACACGCACUGAAAAGGUUAACUGUUAGUGGCAUUCUAAAUGGCUGUAAUUUACACAGUGAUGUGCACUGAUUCAACCGGUUGACUAACUGCGAUCGGCAGAGAACGUUUGUUGCCUUCGAAAUGUGUGACUGGUGUUGUUAUGGCUGUUAAUGUUAUCAGGAACAUACUGAAACUGUAUAGCUGUAUUCGUGCUGUUAUACUCUGAUAGUCUGAUAUAAAUGUUAUCAAACAAUUAUGAAACUAUGUGGUAGCAGAUGGCGCCACCAGUCUGAGCAUUAGUAUGUUGGUCAAAAUCGGCGGUUAGGACAAAUUUUGAUGCCUGAUCGUAGUAAUUUAUAGUCAUCAUCUUUCCAGAAACUUAUUCAUCUUGUUAGAAAUUCAUUGGCUAUACACACUGUCCUGAUCUAUGCGUGUUAAUAUAUAGAUGGCAU
This is a messenger RNA of Priapulus caudatus, 2723 nucleotides long. RefSeq names its product pseudouridylate synthase 7 homolog. Gene Ontology annotation, molecular function: pseudouridine synthase activity; RNA binding. The record is from RefSeq and is a predicted model, not a curated record. The transcript has 15 exons. Gene Ontology annotation, cellular component: nucleus. NCBI's taxonomy places the organism in Eukaryota, Metazoa, Priapulida, Priapulimorpha, Priapulimorphida, Priapulidae. Gene Ontology annotation, biological process: pseudouridine synthesis. The coding region runs from base 161 to 2095 and encodes 644 amino acids.